This is a messenger RNA of Punica granatum (pomegranate), 2700 nucleotides long. The record is from RefSeq and is a predicted model, not a curated record. NCBI's taxonomy places the organism in Eukaryota, Viridiplantae, Streptophyta, Magnoliopsida, Myrtales, Lythraceae.
CCGGGAGAUUUCCUUCCCAAUCCUAACGCUCUCACUUUGUUCGUUUCCUUCCGUUGCGCAAACGCUGUCGUUUCACUGAAACACACGCCACCGCCUCUCGUCUUCCUCGCGAACGUACACUGCUGUUUCCUAAAAACAGCAACUUGGAAAUUGAAGACUGAAGAAGAGUCAGAGUGAUCGGUUGCUGUCGGAAGAACCCUAAUUGGGAAUGAAUCAGAGGUAGCAGACGGAGCAAUUGAUCGGAAUCUUCUGCUUGGGAAGCUUCAAUCGGCGGAUUCGGCUAUUAUUCCGUGACAUGCGAUUGUAGAAGGGAAGGAGCCGGAGCUAUGGGGUGCACGCAGUCGAAGAUCGAGGACGAAGAGGCUGUCAUCCGAUGCAAGGAGCGGAAGCAGCACAUGAAGGAUGCCCUGGCCUUCCGGAACGCCUUCGCCGCUGCCCACUCCGCCUACGUGGUGGCCCUCAAGAACACCGGCGCUGCCCUUAGUGAUUAUGCCCAUGGAGAGGUACAGAAUCCCCUCCAGCUCGCCCCCAGUCACUCAGGCCCCGCCGCUGCGGCAGCUCAGCUCUCUUACGAGUUUCCGGUGCCGCCUCCGCCUUUGCCGAACUUCGGCUCUCAGGCACCGCUCCAGCGGGCGGUUAGCGCCCCGGAGAUAAAGAUCCUGAAGGAGGAGGGAAGGCAGGUGGAGCCGACGAUCCAGGAGGGCGAUGAGGAAGAUGAGCUGGAGAGCGAGGCAAGCGGCAGUCUUAGGCAUAGGAGCAGCAGGGGUCGGCCCCAGCCGCCGCAGAAGCCGCCAUCUCCGCCACGAUCGGCGGCGGCGCCGCCUCAUGUGGAAAGCCAGCCCCUUGCCACCCCUCCUCAGGACUAUUACGAUUACUUCUUUCCUCCUGUGGAGAACGUGCCUGGACCAAGCCUGAGCGAGGUGGUGGAGGAGGUCAAGGUCGAUAAGCAGCAUAUAGAGGCGAAGGUCCAUGAUGAAAUGCCCGGGAGAGUGGAACGCCAUGCCGAUGUGGCUCCAGAACCGGCAAUGGAGAAGGUGGUGGAACCGCCCCCACCACCCCCAGUGGGAGGGAAGAUUCUGAAGAAAGGGAAGGGAGGAUCUAUGGGAGCAGAGGGGAAGAGGUCCCAGAAGAAUAUCAAUUUGGCCCUGAUAUUUGUGGAGCUUGAUGAUCAUUUCCUGAAGGCUUCGGAGAGUGCCCAUGAAGUGUCAAAGAUGCUGGAGGCUACUCGGUUGCAUUACCACUCAAAUUUUGCAGAUAAUCGCGGUCAUAUUGACCACUCAGCAAGGGUGAUGCGUGUUAUUACUUGGAAUCGGUCGUUUAGGGGGUUGCAGAAUGCUGAUGAUGGGAAGGAUGACUUCGAUUCUGAAGAAAAUGAAACUCAUGCCACUGUCUUGGAUAAGUUGUUGGCUUGGGAGAAGAAGUUGUACGAUGAAGUGAAGGGAGGUGAGCAAUUGAAAAUCGACUAUCAAAAGAAGGUUGCUAUGCUUAACAAGCAAAAGAAACGUAGCACCAGCUCUGAAUCUCUGGAGAAAAUAAAAGCGGCUGUGAGUCAUUUGCACACGAGAUACAUCGUUGACAUGCAAUCCAUGGAUUCAACUGUUUCAGAAAUAAAUCGUCUGAGAGAUGAACAAUUGUACCCAAAGCUUGUGCAGUUAGUGGAUGGGAUGGCUAGAAUGUGGGAGAUCAUGAGGGAUCACCAUUACACUCAACAAAAGAUUGUGCUCAACUUAAAAUAUCUGGACAUCUCCCAAUCACCUAAGGAGACAAGUGAUCACCAUCAUGGUCGAACCAUUCAGCUUCUUAAUGUAGUCGGAGAAUGGCACUUGCAGUCUGGAUUGCUUGUGGAUAAUCAGAGGAAGUACGUAAAAGCACUAUACAGUUGGUUGAGGUUGAACCUGGUCCCAAUAGAGAGCAGCUUGAAGGAGAGGGUUUCUUCCCCUCCUCGGGCCCAGAGCCCCCCAAUUAAGAAACUCCUCCAUGCUUGGCAGGAUGGCCUUGAGAAACUCCCUGAUGAGCUUGCACGAACCGCAAUCUAUAACUUCCGUGCCGUUAUAGACACGCUUGUGAAUCUCCAACAGGAUGAAAUCAAGCAGAGAGACAAGUGCGAGGAAACAAGGAAGGAGCUCGCUCGCAAGGAGCGGAGUUUUGAGGACUGGAAGAGGAAGCUUAUGGAGCGGACGACCCCAGCUGGUGAUGCGGAGGCUGAUGAUGAGCGCCACAGGAACGCCCUAGCAGAGAAGGAAGUGGCAAUUGAAGUACUCAAAAAUAGGUUGAAGGAAGAACAGGAAGCUUACGAGAGGGUGUGCCUGCAGGUGAGGGAGAAAUCCCUGGUGAGUUUUAGGAACCGUAUGCCCGAGCUCUUCACUGCUAUGGCGGGCUUUGCUGCUGCCUGCACAGACAUGUACAAGGAGCUGAGGUUGGUAUCACAGCAGCAUCCGAUCGCUGUAAAUGGUGAAGCUUCCCCGACGGAAUGAUGUCUAUAUAUUGAAUGCAGUAUCUUUUUAUACAUGUAUAUUGAUUGAUGGGGUCUUGCAUAUCAAUACAAAGCAUGUAACUGCGUGCAAAUAAGUAUACUUUUGUAUGUAGUAGUGAUACAGAGAUGUGCCUUUUUCUCUGAAAGUCCCAAUGGGACACGUCCUCCAUAUGAUUUGUACUCUUUUUUAAGUAGACUUUCCCGCCUUACGCAUUGUUGCUCUGUUU